Phaethon lepturus (White-tailed tropicbird) is the source of this 1095-nucleotide messenger RNA. It is a transcript of the gene AHCY, whose product is annotated as adenosylhomocysteinase. The annotation marks the transcript as partial. Gene Ontology annotation, molecular function: adenosylhomocysteinase activity. The transcript has 7 exons. The record is from RefSeq and is a predicted model, not a curated record. NCBI's taxonomy places the organism in Eukaryota, Metazoa, Chordata, Aves, Phaethontiformes, Phaethontidae. Gene Ontology annotation, cellular component: cytosol. Gene Ontology annotation, biological process: L-methionine cycle.
AGCUGGUCCAUUCCAUUUUUCCAAAGCUCCUCACAGGAAUUAGAGGUAUUUCAGAAGAGACAACCACUGGAGUUCACAACCUGUACAAGAUGAAGGCCAAUGGGACCCUGAAAGUGCCAGCUAUCAAUGUUAAUGACUCUGUCACCAAGAGCAAGUUUGAUAACCUUUAUGGUUGCAGAGAGUCCCUCAUCGAUGGCAUCAAACGUGCUACAGAUGUCAUGAUUGCUGGAAAAGUAGCAGUUGUGGCAGGUUACGGUGAUGUGGGCAAAGGCUGCGCUCAGGCCCUGCGGAGCUUUGGAGCCAGAGUCGUCAUCACUGAAAUUGAUCCCAUCAAUGCACUGCAGGCAGCCAUGGAAGGCUAUGAAGUUACAACCAUGGAGGAGGCCUGCAAAGAAGGCAAUAUCUUUGUUACCACCACUGGCUGCACAGACAUUGUUCAGGGCAGGCACUUUGAGCAGAUGAAGGAUGAUGCCAUAGUGUGUAAUAUUGGCCAUUUUGAUGUGGAAGUUGAUGCAAAGUGGCUGAAUGAAAAUGCAGUAGAGGCGGUGAAUGUUAAACCUCAGGUGGAUCGCUAUACACUGAGGAAUGGCCGUCAUGUUAUACUGCUAGCAGAGGGCCGACUGGUCAACUUGGGCUGUGCCAUGGGUCACCCUAGCUUUGUUAUGAGCAACUCCUUCACCAACCAGGUGCUGGCACAGAUCGAGCUGUGGACCAAUAGUGACAAAUACGCUGUUGGAGUCCAUUUCCUGCCAAAGAAGCUGGAUGAAGCUGUGGCUGCUGCUCAUCUGGAUAAACUGUGUGUGAAGCUGACAAAGCUGAGUGACAAGCAGGCCAAAUACCUAGGCUUAUCAAGAGAUGGGCCAUUCAAGCCAGACCACUACAGAUACUGAGCAGGUGGCACUACCCAAAGACCAAAGUGCAGGGAUACAACCUUCCAAAGCUCUUGUGUGUGCUGGGCUUCUGAGAACAAGAACAAUAUUCCUUUCAGUGCUGCAGAACCCCUCCCCUUACCAAGGGAGCUUCAGGGCCUUAUUUCUUAGUGAAAGAGGAUCACUCUGACUCUUGGAAUUAGAAUUGGUUACUUAGCUAAUGUCA